AUGACAGCUGUCGCUACUCCUCGCGCUCCCACGCCGCGCCCGAAAGCCCCCGCGACGGUCAGCUUCGCGAGCCAAACCGCCACGGCUGUAUCGACACCUCUAUCUACCCCCGGUAUCGAACGAACCCGUCCCGCGAUACAGGCAAAUCCUUCGAGUCGCCGCCUUGCACGCCCUGCUCCUGCAGACUUUCUCUCCGACAAGGCCACUGCUGCCUUCAUUCGGCGCGUCCUAUGCUCGCAGCAACUGUCCGAUAAGGGGAGAACAACCCCACCCCCCAUCGAGGAACUUUUGCCGCCUCUGACGAGUCGGAACGAUGUCGACCUACAGCUUUAUGCCCUCAUUUCCGUCAUUCUGAGAGAAUAUGUGCAGGCCUGGUAUAGCAAAAUCACACCGGACGAGGCUUUCGUCGACGAAAUCGUACAAAUAAUUGCACAUUGCACGAGGGCACUGGAGCAGCGCCUACGAAAGGUUGAUCUUGAAAGUCUACUAUUCGAUGAACUUCCAGACUUGCUCGACAGACACAUCCUCGCGUACCGCGCGGCGCAUGAUCCCGUGUCCAGCCCUCCAACCACGAUAGACUCUCGAGAAGUCUACCAUGCGCUCUGUCCUGUACCCCCCUUGUCGCCAAUACCACGGCCGGAAGACCCCGAAAGUGUUGCGAAGCAACGAGAAAACGAAGCAAUCUACCGUCAGCUCUUGGUGCAGAGCGUUUUGGCAGUUCUUUUGCCAACAGAAGAUCUCGAAAAUGACUGUCUGACCUCUCUCGUCGGUCAAAUAUUUUCGGAACUGAUUAUUGGCAACGUUCUAGCCAAUCGAUUAUCGCAACCAUGGCUCAUUUACGAAUGUCUCAUUAUUCUGUCAAGAGUACUCGAAAGGAAGUCCGAGCCUAUGGAAGAGGGUGUUGCAGAGGCAGUGCAGGCAGGGUCAGCAGCUCCUCUGCCCAAACAGGAGCGCCGCAGCUGGUCUAUCCAAGGCGCUUUUUGGUCUUUCGUACACUGGUCUUUUCUUGCAUUCGCGAUGAUCCGCCUUCUUGUCACCACUCUCGCCAUGUCCUCAUCCUUGCCUCCAAGAUCGCAAGAGACCUGGUCUGAGAAACACGAGGUGACUGGUCAAAUAUCGGAUUCGAAGACGCCAGAUACCGUCUCUGGCUCGGAAGAAGCUCAGCCAGUGAAGACUCCCAUCUUCGCCUUCAAGUUGUGGACUUGCAUAUCGGACCUGAUGGAAAUGGACACUCGCAUGCCUUGGUUGAGUGGAAUGCUGUCGAUGCUUCAACUCGGGGCCAUGAAAGGUCCAGGCCGUGUCGCCGGGCUUAACGGAACCGUGGACAGGCUCAUCUCGCAUACCAUCCACCAACGGAUUCUCGACGCCGGGCACCUGCCCACCCUCCUCCGCUCCAUCCGCGCCGCCCUCUUCCCCAACAACGCCCCGGGCGUCUCGAGCUUGGUGGCCCCCUCCUCCGACGAGGAACUGCGUGCUCUGCGCCGCAGAUGCGCUAGUGCUCUUUUGUCCAGAAUCCCGCCCUGGCUGGCCAGGCUCUACCUGGGCGGGCGAGGCCUUGGCCUCCGGUGGCGGUCCGGUCCGGACUCGAGAGGGGGAGGAGGUCAUGACGGCACCGCCGCGGCCGGCUCUGACAGCAGGGAUGCUGCUGAGGCAGUCGCCACUUCCACUAGCGAUGGCGAUAGUUCAGGUGACGAGAGCGGCACGAAAUCGCCGGUCGACGUUGACGAGGAGGACCAGGAGCGGAUGCUGUCUGAAAUCGAGGAGGGCAUCCUCGACGUCUUUUCGGACGAGUAUUGCAACAAGCAUUUUGUCUACAGCAUGCUGGAGUUGAUUUUGGUGAGACUGAUGCCCGAGCUGGCGGAGCACGGCGUAGUUGAGCUCUUGGAGGAACGCUUGAGUUUAUGA
Molecule: messenger RNA, 1905 nt
Organism: Colletotrichum karsti
Lineage: Eukaryota; Fungi; Ascomycota; Sordariomycetes; Glomerellales; Glomerellaceae
Product: PXA domain-containing protein
Exons: 3
Coding region: 1-1905 (634 amino acids)
Biological process (GO): endosome to lysosome transport; protein targeting to lysosome; early endosome to late endosome transport
Cellular component (GO): extrinsic component of endosome membrane; late endosome; early endosome
Molecular function (GO): phosphatidylinositol binding
Source: RefSeq, a predicted model, not a curated record